AUGGUAUUUGAUGCCAUUGGGCUGGAUCCUGAAGUAUUGGACAAUGGCUCUGCUGAUGAGUUUUUGACCUUCAGAGACAUUAACCAUGGAACGCCAUUCAAUGGCACGGAUGAACCAGUAGAGGGUGCGAAUGAGGAAAUCGAUUGGGACGACUAUCUGUUUGAGGCAGUCAAUCAAUUGGCCGAUGAAGCAAUUCCAACCAAUUUCAUGAAGAAGCCGGUCCAGUCCUCCGAGCACAUGUCGUGGUAUCCCUUCAAGAGUAAGGAGGAUCUGGCCGAUUGGUCUGCUAACCAAGGUGGGGUGCAGUAUUUGAUUGCCUCCCUCUUAGUGGGAUAUAUACACCACAUCAUGAGUCGCAAUGUGUAUGCACAAAUCCGGCUCAUACUAACCCUAGUCGGGGUGAGACUCCCACAUUGGACUACACUUCAACAUGCCCGAGAAGAGAUUCGGUCAAUGUUGAAGCUCGAAUUACGCCAGAAGAAGAGUGUCUGGAAGCAGGAGUGCUACGCGCUGAGCGUGGGACAAAUUCUUGGGCAUGAAUUAUCAAAUCCAUAUGUCUGUCCACUCUUGGAUUUUUAUCCGGAGGAUCCUCGGGGAGGCGAAAUCUACAAAUGCUCGCAAAGCCAAAAAUGGCUCCAAGAGCUUGGCCCGGCCCUACGCGUGCAGAUGAUUGAAGUCGAGAAUAAGCAUUUUUACAUUUUCGAACCAGCCCUCACUAAAAGUGGUGCAAUGGUAGUGCCUGUGUUCUUUUACAAAUCUGGGAUUGACAUGUAUGCGAGAUGUGCCCUACCUCAGGUGCUUGAGACGCAGUCUCCUGAGCUGAAAAUCGAGAUUUGCAUGCCCCUGGGCGUCUCCUUUGAUUCUGAUGGCCUGGUGGAUGUGAGCGUUUUGGAGUUGGGACAAACUUAUCCCGAGAUUAUCAUGGGUACCCAUGGGACACUGGCUGAUUUGUGCGGGCAACGAAUUUUGGCUCAUCAGCUGCCCAAUCCUUGGCGAACCAAGGCUGAUGGGAAAGUCAUCCGUCACAUGCCAAUUAACCUUUACGCCGAUGAUACGUCUGGCAAUGUUUCCAAGCAGUGGAAUCGCCACAUAUCAUUCUACUUCACUCUAGCAGGGCUCCCUCCAAAAAUGUCCAAUAUGCAGUAUAACUGCCAUUUUCUAUCAACAUCUAAUGAAGCUGGCGUUUUGGAAAUUGGCGAACAGAUUGUGGACGAAAUCAACAUGCUUGCCACAGAUGGCUGUGUAGCACAUGAUGCUUCCAUAGGAUGCGAUGUGCUAAUUAUGAGUGUAGUCUUGUGUUUCCAAGCGGAUUCACCCAUGCACGCCAAGGUGACCAACACGCCGUUGCCAAAUGUGAGCCUGAAUCCAUGUCGCAUUUGCUGCCUACAUACGCCGAGUAUGGAACAGAAGAAGACAGAGGAAUACGUCCGAGCCUUUCUGCACAUUGAUGCAACGGGUCAUUAUAGACGUCCUGACUCAUCUGAUUCACAGAAAUCCCCGCCAUGUCGAACAUGGCAAGCCAUUCAGUUGCAAACGAAGGACCUUUGGGAGCUUGGGAAAAAGGGGGUGAAGUGUCAUUUUGAUGAUGAAACCAAGCGAAUUGGGAUCCGUGACUCCAUCAAUCGCCGCUUUGUGGAGUUGAUGCAACAGAAGGGUAAUGUGGAAGCCCAAGAGGAAGUGUCGAAGUUGGCCCAAUCCAACCUGACGCGGCUGUUCAACCCAUUUCUCAGAUUACUUGGCUUUGAUGGAUGUCGAGAUACCCCGGUGGAGAUCUUACACGUUUUCCUACUCGGGAUUGUCAAAUACGUUACUUGCGACUUCAUGAAAUCGUUAAAGGUCAAACAACUAGAUCGACUUCUAGCGUCUUGGCAAUCGUUUAACAUCAACGCAUUGAAUAUCUCUUCUAUCCAAGCCAAAUACCUUGUCGAACACUUUUCGUCUUUGGUCGGGAAAGACUUCAAGAUCGUCCUGCAAACCGCCCCAUUUGUGCUAUACCAAUUCAUGGAUGACGCCCAGCAGAGGCUUUGGAUUGCUCUAGGCCAAUUGGCCACAUAUAUAUUCCAAACACGCAUCACCAACAUGCAACAGUAUUUGGACGAAUUGAGAAAACACAUUGAUAUUUUCUUAUGGCAUGCCAUCCACACGAAUGCGCAGUGGGUCAAUAAGCCCAAAUUUCACAUGUUGAAGCACCUAGUCGAGGCCAUUGCACGCUUUGGGCCGGCAUGCCUCUUUGCCACUGAGAAAUUUGAAAGUUUUAAUAGUGUCCUCCGUCACGCUUCCGUCCAUUCAAACCGGCACCGACCUGGAAGGGAUUUGGGAGUCUCCUUUCUUAACUUCCAUGCCCUGCGAUUGGUUGUCUCCAAUGCCCAGCUCGUGAAUCAUAAAACCGGUCUUGCCUUCCAUGCAUCCAGCGAAGUGACCAAUCUUUUCAAGAGCAAUCCAAUCAUCCAAAAGUCCAUGGGAUAUAAUCACUCGUUGGUUUCACCUCCGCAUAUAUUUCCCACUAUCAUCCAAUCCCCGCUACCCAAGGCCGAUCAGCAGAUGGUCCCGACAUACUUCAACCAGUAUCCAAGCGCACGAGUGAAGCAGAUUUCGCAGCUGAGAUUGAGCAAAAAGGAUGUGGUCAAGAAGGGCUACUUUGUAUUGAUUGCCCCAGGUGGCCUCGCUAGCGGCCAAGUCAUUGGUCGCGUUGAUUCCCUCUGGCAGAUUGAAUGGGAUCAUCCAACCCGAUAUGUGCUGAAGACGACCACUUUUCGGCUGGGGGCGGUCCACCCAUUUUACCAGAUGAGGAUCCUCCAGAAUACUCACGAGACCAGAUAUGCCUCUGUCACUGAUAUAAAAUCGUGCCUGAAUGCCCAACACGACUGCGUUUCUGGCCAAUGUCCUAUGAUUCCGCGGACAGACACCCCGUCUGAGGGGGCUGAAGGUUCCCCCAGUCGAAAUCAAAUCCAUCAUACCGAUGAUCAGUGGUACAUUUUGAAUUCUUCGUCUUUGCACUCAAUUGAGUCUCACCGGCAACUCGCCGGUUUGGCUAUUCCUCCAGUUGAUGCCACAUGUUGGCAGACAGCCAUUGAUCAUGGCCUUCACAUAUGGCGCACCCCCUAA
Molecule: messenger RNA, 3105 nt
Organism: Puccinia graminis f. sp. tritici CRL 75-36-700-3
Lineage: Eukaryota; Fungi; Basidiomycota; Pucciniomycetes; Pucciniales; Pucciniaceae
Exons: 9
Coding region: 1-3105 (1034 amino acids)
Source: RefSeq, a predicted model, not a curated record